UGCCCCCCCCCCCCCCCCCCCCCCCCCUCACAGGGUGAGAGUGAGUUUGCCCGCAUCAUGAGUGUGGUGGACCCCAACCGCAUGGGCGUGGUCACCUUCCAGGCCUUCAUCGACUUCAUGUCCCGCGAGACGGCCGACACGGACACGGCGGACCAGGUCAUGGCGUCCUUCAAGGUCCUGGCGGGUGACAAGAACUACAUUUUAGCAGAGGAGCUGCGGCGAGAGCUGCCCCCCGACCAGGCGGACUACUGCAUGGCCCGCAUGGCCCCCUACACGGGCCCCGAUGGCGUGCCGGGGGCCCUGGACUACAUGUCUUUUUCCACCGCUCUGUACGGCGAGAGCGACCUUUGAACUCUCUGCUUUGACCACCGCUGUGUGCUCUUGACUCAUGUCGCUGCGUCCCCCCCCCCACCCCCUAUUUUUUGUUUUUCUACUCUCUGGCCUUAUUCUUUGUUUUUGGUCCUCUGGCUCCUCCCACAAGCUGUGUCCCUUCUAUUUGCUUCCCCACGCCAAGCUGCAGCUCUCUGGGUCUUUUCCACGCCGGGAGAAACAAACAUGUUUGCUUUUUUGUUCCUCAUCCUUGUUUGUCUUCAUAAAUGAAUAAAGUCAACAUAUUUUAUUAUACUGAACAAAAAAGGUAUUUUUCUUCACCUGAUUGAAUGCAAAGAGACAAACAUUGUAAUAAAAACAAAUUGCUAUCACA
This is a messenger RNA of Nerophis ophidion (straightnose pipefish), 703 nucleotides long. RefSeq names its product alpha-actinin-1. Bases 58 to 351 code for a protein of 97 amino acids. The record is from RefSeq and is a predicted model, not a curated record. The transcript has 2 exons. Lineage: Eukaryota; Metazoa; Chordata; Actinopteri; Syngnathiformes; Syngnathidae.